AUGCAGACCACAGAGGAGGAGAAGGAAAGAGCAGGUGUCCAGGUGAAGCUCAGACUGUUUCAGAAGUGUGGGGGACACCCUCUUGUAUACUUGUACUAUGGCAACAAAGACCAGCUCAGAACCCAGGACCAACAAUUCAGAAACAGGACGUCGCUGUUCCAGGACCAGCUCUCCAAAGGAAACGCCUCACUCCAGCUGACAGGGGUGCAGGUUCAGGAUGAGGGCAGAUACAGCUGCUACAUCAGCACCAUUAAUACAGAAAAGGAUUCAUUUAUCAACCUCAAAGUGCACACCCCAGUCAAAGUCAGCAUUCAGCAUGUAGGAAACAGGAUCACCUGCAGCUCAGAGGGCAUCUACCCUAAACCUGAGCUCACCUGGUCAACCAGACCUCCAUCCAAGGUGACCUUCAAGAAUACAACAACAGUCGAGCAGACCAAGCAGCAGCUCUACAACAUCAACGGUUCUUUGAUAGCUUCACUCAAUGAAAGUGAUCGAGUCUACAGCUGCACUGUGAGCACUCAGAGGAACAGGAGGAGAGCCAGUCUGAGGCAGCUACCUUCAGUUACUGGCAGCUUCACUGAAACCACAAUCCCCUGCCCCAGCUUUAACACUUCUCCAACAAGCCUCAUUUGGAGAUUCCUUAAUCGUGCAAUUUUGGAAAAGACUGGGUCUGGUUCCAACUACACCGUCUCAAAGGAGUGGAAGCAGCACGUGAAGGCUGUGUCAGAGUUAGGAAGCCUCACAUUACUGGGCUUAUCUUCAGAGAAGGAGGGAAUAUACACAU
Neolamprologus brichardi is the source of this 784-nucleotide messenger RNA. The record is from RefSeq and is a predicted model, not a curated record. NCBI's taxonomy places the organism in Eukaryota, Metazoa, Chordata, Actinopteri, Cichliformes, Cichlidae.